Myotis daubentonii (Daubenton's bat) is the source of this 3321-nucleotide messenger RNA. It is a transcript of the gene ZNF396, whose product is annotated as zinc finger protein 396. Lineage: Eukaryota; Metazoa; Chordata; Mammalia; Chiroptera; Vespertilionidae. The coding region runs from base 569 to 1597 and encodes 342 amino acids. The record is from RefSeq and is a predicted model, not a curated record. The transcript is spliced from 4 exons.
GAAAUAUACCUUCAGCUGUUCUGCAGCCCUGUGCCUCCUCCAUGGUCCCCUUCAUUUCUAAAAUUUCCUAAACCUGUCCCAUUUUAUCCCUAAAAUUCCUGUUCCAUCUCGAGACCAUUUCUUAGAACACUUUGCAGCAGGCUGGAGAAAAUUAACCGGCCCUUUGAGCCUGUCCCAGAGGCAUAGCUUUCCCCAGGCUGCCCUGUGCCUGUGUGCCCGGAGCGCCUAUGCCAUCCUGGCUGGUCUCUCCAUGUGCUGUUUACAGGAAGUCAGCCUGUGGGCAUGGCUUUCAGGAUAAAGUGGGAGUUACUCAUGCCUGUGAAUGGAUGCAUUCACUUGAUCCUUGGGCUCUUUGAUUCUCUUAAAGAAGGGCGUAUUCUUUGAGAGCAUGAUGCAUGUGAAGAUGAAGAGCAGUACUUUCUGGCCAGUCGUGUUUCUAGUCCUAAUUGCUUUGUUCUCAGGAGCAUUUACUGUCUUUGUCUUGUUCCACCUGUUUCUGUCGUCCCGUUGAAGGAGCGCUCCCCCUCCCGGAGACGUAAAGCCUGGCCGUCCUGAGCCCUGCGCGCCGAUGUCCGCGCCAAUGUCCGCACCAACGGGCCUCCCACCAGCGCCCGACUGCAUCGAGGUGAAGAUGGAAGGGAAGGAGGAGGCCUGGGACCCGGAACCCGGCCUGCCCCGCAGGGGCCGCUCCAGCCCCGAGGCCUUCCGCCAGCGGUUCCGGCAGUUCGGCUACCAGGAGGCCCCCGGGCCGCGGGAGGCCCUGGGCCGGCUGCGGGAGCUGUGCUGGCGGUGGCUGCGGCCCGAGGUGCACACCAAGAGGCAGAUCCUGGAGCUGCUGGUGCUGGAGCAGUUCCUGGCCGCCCUGCCCGCGGAGCUGCAGGCCUGGCUGCGCGCGCACCGGCCGGAGAGCGGGGAGGAGGCCGUGACGAUGCUGGAGGAGCUGGAGAAGGAGCUCGACGGGUCCGCGGAGCAGGUUUUGGGACAAAAUGCAGAGGACGUGGCAGCUCAGGAAAUCACUCGGGAGUCGCCAAGUGGCCCACCCCAGCCUGCGAUGCCCCAGCGCCCAUCGCGGGAGCGCCACUCCUCCAGGCCACGCGAUGACACUAGAACUCAAAAUGUGAAAUCAGCUUCGAGGCAAAAGACUUCUUCGGGCGUAGAACUGCAUGGCGAUGUCCCUAACACCGUCCACAGGAACGCUUCCCAGAGUUCCACAUCCAGAGGAACCGGCAGCCAAGAUGACACCUUGGAUAGAAGAUACAGAAAUCCUUCUCGGAAGAAACAGCGCAAGUGUGACGAGUGUGGCAAAACCUUCAGUCAGAGCUCAGCCCUCAUGCUCCACCAGAGGAUCCACAGUGGAGAGAAGCCUUUCGCGUGUGACGUGUGUGCAAAGGCUUUUAGCCGGAGCGCAGUCCUCGUUCAGCAUCGGAGAAUCCACACCGGGGAAAGGCCCUACAAGUGCCACGAGUGUGGGAAAGCCUUCAGUCAGAGCUCGAAUCUCUUCAGGCACAGGAAAAGCCACACGUGCGUCGGUCCUGGGAGGGAGUCAAAGCGUCUACUCAAAACUUUCUCAACAGAGGAAGACACAAGGCACCAGUAGCUCAAUAGUGUCGAUCACUGGUCUUAAUGAGCAGGGUCCUCUCAAAGGUCACAAAGGAGAGCAUACAGACCAUCUUAUGUCAGCCUUGUUUGCUUUUUGGCUACUGUGUUGAUAAGCAGAAAAGCAGACAAGGCUGAAUUGAACUUCUGAUUUCCAUCCGGAGAGUAGCUCUUGAAAGACUUUCUCAGACACGUUCUAUUUCUGCUCUUUGCACCAUCGAUGACAUAGUACAGCGGCCCCUCGAACCCUGGUUUGAACAGCACAAGUGUACUUUAUGUACAUUUUUCUCCGUACGUAUCCAGUUGGCCCUCUGUAUUCCUCGGCUUCAACCAACCACAGAUUGAGUCUGCAGAUGCAGGGGCCAACUGUGUGCAUUGUUCUGUGCCAUUUCAUACAAGGGAAUGGAGCACCCGCCCAUUUGGGUAUCUACGGGGGGGGGGGGGGGGGUAGGUGAGCCUGGAACCAGUCCACCGCAGAUACUGAGGGACGACUGUGUAUUUCUUUUUAGACAAAUGCAUGUCCCCUGUUGAGAAAGAAUGUGAGUUACUCCGUAUAAAAACAUAAUCUUUUCCAUUUCAUACCUUAAGUAUGGGAGUUCUCACACCAAAGGUGAAAGCACUUUUUAAACAUUUCUCAUUUUGCUUUCCGUUACUAGAUUUUAAAUAUGAGAAUAGGAUUGAGGAGGCCCAAGAGAAUAUGUACCUCAGGAUCUAGGCUGAAACACCCAGGGUCAUUGUCAGGAGGCUGGUGAGUAAAGGGACUUAAUCUCUUACGAAAACUCACAAGAGCAUAUACAUUACUGAUGAGACUAAGAAAUUCCCUGUGUAGGAAAAAGAAUAAUCUCCUUUACAGUUAAUUUGGAGAUCACUCAGUGAAGGCAGUAAGAUGACUACACGUCUUCAGGGAGUGGCUUCGGCCUGAGGACUGUUCUGGUAAUGAGGUGGGUUGUCUAUGCUUAUGUAAGGUUGAUGACCCUCUUAAUGGGAAGGGAAGGAAAAGGGAGAUGAAAAAAAGACUCCAGAUGAGCCGGCGGAUGCCUGCCCCUCCGGCUUCCUCCUGGCCCCCUUUAGCUGUGACCGUGUUUCAGGCACCACAAGGCAGCCUUGUCAGGGUCCUCUACGUUCUUAAUAAGAUGAUCUUCCAGACAAACGUGUGCAAAAUGGGACCCCGGAUUUUGACGCUCUUAUACAAAUGAAACCACGGAAGUCAAUUUAGAGUCCGCCCAAGUUUUACCCACUUCAGUCAGAUUCCCUGUACAAGUGUAAAAUGGCCGACGUGUGUGUGUUAACGUAUCCUGACAGGAUGCAACAGGCCCUCCCUUUCUCAGGGAGCCUGGGAAGACUGUUCUGGGAAUGUAUGUAUCGCUGUGUUUCCCUGGCGUCACAGUGACCCCACAUGGAGAACUCUGCUGCGGGGGGCUCCUCAGAAGUGGAAGUGUGCCAUCAGAAGAUCCAGCUGUGUCCCGUGCUUAGAGUCACCCCAGACACAGAGGAGGGGUCCCUGAGCUCCGCUUACUCCAUUCAUAAGAUUAGUAGGGGGAGAAGUAAAUGGGAGCUUUAAUUCCGGAAUCUGCUGGUGGCGAUUAUAUUUUCUAGUUCUGGGGCAUAUGGCUAUAUAUUGAGUUCUGUAUAUUUUCCGUUAUUAAAAAUGUAGGGAUUCUUUGUUUGGUGACAGUCUCUAGUUAAGAGAGGAACAAGCCAGCUAUUAAAGCAGCAAAUGCCUCA